Jaculus jaculus (lesser Egyptian jerboa) is the source of this 6226-nucleotide messenger RNA. It is a transcript of the gene Cyfip2, whose product is annotated as cytoplasmic FMR1 interacting protein 2. Lineage: Eukaryota; Metazoa; Chordata; Mammalia; Rodentia; Dipodidae. Gene Ontology annotation, biological process: regulation of actin filament polymerization; axon guidance; apoptotic process. The coding region runs from base 108 to 3869 and encodes 1253 amino acids. The record is from RefSeq and is a predicted model, not a curated record. The transcript has 31 exons. Gene Ontology annotation, cellular component: synapse; neuron projection. Gene Ontology annotation, molecular function: small GTPase binding.
CCGAGCGGGGCCGAGCAUCCUGCGCCCCGGCGCGGGGCCCUGCGGUAGCCCUCGGGCCGCUCCCCGGGACCGCUGCACACCCAGAGCGCACGACAGACGCCGCAGCCAUGACCACCCACGUCACCCUGGAAGAUGCCCUCUCCAACGUGGACCUGCUGGAGGAGUUGCCGCUCCCGGACCAGCAGCCAUGCAUCGAGCCGCCACCAUCCUCCAUCAUGUACCAGGCCAACUUCGACACGAACUUCGAGGACAGGAAUGCAUUUGUCACGGGAAUCGCAAGGUACAUUGAGCAGGCAACAGUCCACUCCAGCAUGAACGAGAUGCUGGAGGAGGGGCACGAGUAUGCCGUCAUGCUGUACACCUGGCGCAGCUGCUCCCGGGCCAUUCCCCAGGUGAAAUGCAAUGAGCAGCCCAACCGGGUGGAGAUCUACGAGAAGACGGUGGAGGUACUGGAGCCCGAGGUCACCAAGCUGAUGAAGUUCAUGUACUUCCAGCGCAAGGCCAUCGAGCGCUUCUGCAGCGAGGUGAAGCGCCUGUGCCACGCCGAGCGCAGGAAGGACUUCGUCUCCGAGGCCUACCUGCUGACCCUCGGCAAGUUCAUCAACAUGUUUGCCGUCCUGGACGAGCUGAAGAACAUGAAGUGCAGCGUCAAGAACGACCACUCUGCCUACAAGAGAGCUGCCCAGUUCCUGAGAAAGAUGGCUGACCCCCAGUCAAUCCAGGAAUCGCAGAACCUGUCCAUGUUCCUGGCCAACCACAACCGCAUCACCCAGUGUCUCCACCAGCAACUGGAAGUGAUCCCAGGCUAUGAAGAGCUGUUGGCGGACAUCGUGAACAUCUGCGUGGAUUACUAUGAAAACAAGAUGUACCUGACCCCCAGUGAGAAGCACAUGCUCCUCAAGGUGAUGGGCUUCGGUCUCUACCUGAUGGAUGGAAACGUCAGCAACAUUUACAAGCUGGAUGCCAAGAAGAGAAUCAACCUCAGCAAAAUCGAUAAGUUCUUUAAGCAGCUGCAGGUGGUGCCCCUUUUCGGCGACAUGCAGAUAGAGCUGGCCAGAUACAUUAAGACCAGUGCUCACUAUGAAGAGAACAAGUCCAAGUGGACCUGCACCCAGAGCAGCAUCAGCCCGCAGUACAACAUCUGCGAGCAGAUGGUCCAGAUCCGAGAUGACCACAUCCGCUUCAUCUCCGAGCUGGCCCGCUACAGCAACAGCGAGGUGGUGACGGGCUCGGGACUGGACAGCCAGAAGUCGGACGAGGAGUGCCGGGAGCUGUUCGACCUGGCCCUGCGAGGCCUGCAGCUCUUAUCCAAGUGGAGCGCCCACGUCAUGGAGGUGUACUCCUGGAAGCUCGUUCACCCGACAGACAAGUUCUGCAACAAGGACUGCCCCGGCACGGCCGAAGAGUACGAGCGAGCCACCCGCUACAACUACACGAGUGAGGAGAAGUUCGCCUUCGUGGAGGUGAUCGCCAUGAUCAAGGGCCUGCAGGUGCUCAUGGGGAGGAUGGAGAGCGUCUUCAACCAGGCCAUCCGCAACACCAUCUACGCCGCCCUGCAGGACUUCGCCCAGGUGACGUUGCGUGAGCCCCUGCGACAAGCCGUGCGCAAGAAGAAGAACGUCCUCAUCAGUGUCCUGCAGGCAAUUCGCAAGACCAUCUGUGACUGGGAGGGAGGCCGAGAGCCCCCCAAUGACCCGUGCUUGAGAGGGGAGAAGGACCCCAAAGGUGGCUUUGACAUCAAGGUGCCCCGGCGUGCCGUGGGGCCGUCCAGCACGCAGUUGUAUAUGGUGCGCACCAUGCUUGAGUCGCUCAUCGCAGACAAGAGCGGCUCCAAGAAGACCCUGAGGAGCAGCCUGGAUGGGCCCAUCGUGCUCGCCAUCGAGGACUUCCACAAACAGUCCUUCUUUUUCACACACCUGCUCAACAUCAGCGAAGCCCUGCAGCAGUGUUGUGACCUCUCCCAGCUCUGGUUCCGAGAAUUCUUCCUGGAGUUAACCAUGGGCCGGCGAAUCCAGUUCCCUAUUGAGAUGUCCAUGCCUUGGAUUCUAACGGACCAUAUCCUUGAAACCAAAGAACCUUCCAUGAUGGAGUACGUCCUCUACCCCUUGGACCUGUACAACGACAGCGCCUACUACGCGCUCACCAAGUUUAAAAAGCAGUUUCUGUACGAUGAGAUCGAAGCCGAGGUGAACCUGUGUUUUGAUCAGUUUGUCUACAAGCUGGCGGACCAGAUCUUUGCUUACUACAAAGCCAUGGCUGGCAGUGUCCUGUUGGAUAAACGCUUUAGAGCUGAGUGUAAGAAUUACGGAGUCAUCAUUCCAUACCCGCCGUCUAAUCGCUAUGAGACGCUGCUGAAACAGAGGCACGUCCAGUUGUUGGGUAGAUCAAUUGACUUGAACAGACUCAUUACCCAGAGGAUUUCGGCUGCUAUGUAUAAAUCCUUGGACCAGGCCAUCAGCCGCUUUGAGAGUGAGGACCUCACCUCCAUCGUGGAGCUGGAGUGGCUGCUCGAGAUCAACCGGCUCACGCACCGCCUCCUGUGCAAGCACAUGACCCUGGACAGCUUCGACGCCAUGUUCCGGGAGGCGAACCACAACGUAUCAGCCCCCUAUGGCCGCAUCACCUUGCACGUCUUCUGGGAGCUGAAUUUUGACUUCCUCCCCAACUACUGCUAUAACGGAUCCACAAACCGUUUUGUCCGAACUGCCAUCCCUUUCACCCAAGAACCACAACGAGAUAAGCCCGCCAAUGUCCAGCCUUAUUACCUGUAUGGAUCCAAGCCUCUCAACAUUGCCUACAGCCACAUCUACAGCUCCUACAGGAACUUCGUGGGGCCCCCGCACUUCAAGACCAUCUGCAGGCUCCUGGGCUAUCAGGGCAUCGCCGUUGUCAUGGAGGAGUUGCUGAAAAUCGUGAAAAGCCUGCUCCAGGGCACCAUUCUGCAGUACGUGAAGACACUCAUCGAGGUGAUGCCCAAAAUCUGCCGCUUGCCGCGACACGAGUACGGCUCCCCAGGGAUCCUGGAGUUCUUCCACCACCAGCUGAAGGACAUCAUUGAAUACGCAGAGCUCAAAACAGACGUGUUCCAGAGCCUGAGGGAGGUGGGCAACGCCAUCCUCUUCUGUCUGCUCAUAGAGCAGGCUCUGUCUCAGGAGGAAGUCUGCGAUUUGCUCCACGCGGCGCCCUUCCAGAAUAUCUUGCCCCGAGUCUACAUCAAAGAGGGAGAGCGCCUGGAAGUCCGGAUGAAGCGUCUGGAAGCCAAGUACGCCCCGCUUCACCUCGUCCCCCUGAUAGAACGGCUGGGAACACCUCAGCAAAUCGCCAUCGCUCGGGAGGGUGACCUGCUGACCAAGGAGCGGCUCUGCUGCGGCCUGUCCAUGUUCGAGGUCAUUCUGACUCGCAUUCGGAGCUACCUGCAGGACCCCAUCUGGAGGGGCCCGCCGCCCACCAACGGCGUCAUGCACGUCGACGAGUGUGUGGAGUUCCACCGGCUGUGGAGCGCCAUGCAGUUCGUCUACUGCAUCCCCGUGGGGACCAACGAGUUCACAGCUGAGCAGUGCUUCGGCGACGGCUUGAACUGGGCCGGCUGCUCCAUCAUUGUGCUCCUGGGCCAGCAGCGGCGCUUCGACCUGUUCGAUUUCUGCUACCACCUGCUGAAAGUGCAGAGGCAGGACGGGAAGGACGAGAUCAUUAAGAACGUGCCCCUGAAGAAGAUGGCCGACCGGAUCAGGAAGUACCAGAUUCUGAACAAUGAGGUUUUUGCCAUCCUGAACAAGUACAUGAAGUCGGUGGAGACGGACAGCUCCACCGUGGAGCACGUGCGCUGCUUCCAGCCACCCAUCCACCAGUCGCUGGCCACCACCUGCUAGUCGGUGGUCUUGCACAUGUACAGAUGUUUCACCAGGCGGGGGAGAAGCAGGCGAGGAACCACCGGUCAGCCCGCAGCGGUCCGACUGGACAGCGCGUGGAAGCAGACGAGAGCUCCCCAGACGUGUGUGCCCCGCUCCCGGGGGCUGGCCUCGUGCAUGCUCUCCCUUGACACCCCCAUGGUGGGCUUGCCGUAGUGUAAAUGAAAACCAAACUCAAACCCCGGGGCGGUGUGCGCUUUCUUUUCUUCUUUCCCGUUAGUGUGUCCACGAGCUCCUUUUCCAUCCUGCAGCUCCUCCCGUCCCCAGCUGUGGUUGCUUCCCAAGGCCUUCUCCCAAGAGCGCACCUUCCUACCCAGUAUCCAUAGGUCAUCCUAGGACUGAAGUCUUGGGAGACUGACAGAGAGGGUGGCCGUGACAGAGACAUGUCCCUGGCCCUGCGGUGAGCUCGGCUUGCAGGCCUCUUUCUCUUCUCUGGCUCCCUGGUGACCCCUCCUCCUGCUCUGGAGGCGUGUGCUUCGACGAGAGGUUGAGUCAUGGUAAACUAAAGAGAGGUUCCUGACUGCCGUGACACUAGAUGGUGCCAGCUAGGGCCUUCCACAGGCUCCACGGGUCCCAUUCCAAUUCCCCUCUCAGAGCAGUGCCAGGGAAGUGGCAAAAAUGCUGUCAAAACCAUACCCUAGCCGGGCGUGGUGGCGCGCGCCUUUAAUCCCAGCACUGGGAAGGCAGGGGUAGGAGGAUCGCUGUGGGUUCGAGGCCACCCUGAGACUCCAUAGUGAAUUCCAGGUCAGCCUGGGCUAGAGCGAGACCCUACCUCGAAACACCAAACCCUGACUGAGCGGCCUGAGGUUAGGACAACGGACACGCUGCGUCGAAGCAGCGUCUGUGAACACAGCCAGGAACACGGGAGCCCAGUGGGAAGCCGCUGUGUCUUCUCGGCAGCAUGGCGGUGAGGGGCGACUCGGGUCCUCACACGAACGCUCGGUUAGCGCUGGACCACGCAGGGUAGCGGACGUGUCAACAGCACUUCACACAGCACCGGCCAGUAACCAAAUCAGUGGUCACCUCUUGGCAUCGAAUCACAUCAGAGAAUCUCCCACAAGAAAGAAUUCAGGGCUUAUUACCAUAGGGGCCAAAAGCAUCUUGGAGACAAGAGGGCAAAAUAUGAACAAUCCUUGUCAACAAGCUUUUAAUCAUGAGAUAGACCCCCACAAAAGAUGUCCUACUUCAGUUCACUGGAAGGAUCUUCUAUGGCUCAGCUGCCGAAAGAUUCUUGGAACGUGUUAGGUUUUACUGUCAAGUUCCUGUUCUCAUAGUGCUCCUCAAGUUAGGUUUUGGGGUAUAGAUUCUCUAACAAGGGUGUGUUUACUUCUGUUAUCCAGACUGAAUUAAAAAUUCCUCCUACUGAUUCCCCAAGAUCUCUAGAAAUCUUCACUUUCCCAUGUUUCUCUGUUACACACCGAAGAUGGCGUCUCACUACUGUAGGGAGCUUAUUCUGCCAACUCGGGGCUUCCGGCGACUUCUGAGCCGUGAAAGAAAGCACUGGUCAUUUAGGAAGGAGGUUUAAACUGGAAGCUGGCCGGAUCCCAUCAGGCACUGCUACAUCCUAUUCCAUCCUUUUUGUUUCUCUCUUUUGAUGACCUUAGAUGUAGUCCAGAGCCAAAGGAGACAGGUUAUUCCACAUGGCAUAGUUAUGGUAACUCCCACCUAAAAAUUUCUAAGCUUCAGAACCUUCCAGAUCUUCAGUCCCUCCUGGGAGCAGCAGCUGGCUCUCCUCAGAUAGAUGACCAGAUUUUAAGUUCUGCAGUUCAUCUGAAGUCUUUGAUCGGGUUUGUAAAGAUGGGGGCCCUCCCAACAACUCAUCGCUCCCCUCUGCAUCCAUCACCACAACACUGACCCUCUGGGAAGAGUCACAUUAUCCUUCAGAGAUCUGACCCCAGUAAACGCAAGUCCUCACUUGCAGGAGAGAGUUCAUUCCCUCAACUCGCCAGCACCUCUUACUUAUGGACACUGGACACGUUUACUGUUCUAUCCUCACUGGUUUGUUGCUGUCCCCCCUUUGAUUUUUUUUAAUGUAUCUAAAAAUCAAGAUUAAAAGCUUAGAUAUUAAAAAGUUUAAAAGCUUCUGUUUCAGAAACUGUUAAAUGUACCAUAUUUGUAUUAAGAGUUGUUGGGGAUUUUUGUACAAUGAAUUUACAUUUAUUUAUGGUGACAUAUUUACGCUUGUGAUCAAAUAAUGAUGUUAAAUUCUUAAAUCAUAUUUGCUAUGCAGCUGAAGAUGAUAUUUUGAUUUGUAUUUUGGGGGUAUCUGUGUUGAGUUGAUAAACAUUUCCAUCUCCAUUAAAAUUGCUUCCAAACUA